This is a messenger RNA of Aspergillus clavatus NRRL 1, 711 nucleotides long. Its product is annotated as type 1 glutamine amidotransferase domain-containing protein. The transcript has 3 exons. The record is from RefSeq and is a predicted model, not a curated record. Bases 1 to 711 code for a protein of 236 amino acids. NCBI's taxonomy places the organism in Eukaryota, Fungi, Ascomycota, Eurotiomycetes, Eurotiales, Aspergillaceae. Gene Ontology annotation, molecular function: glyoxalase III activity.
AUGCCUCCAAAAGUGCUGAUUGUUCUCACCUCUCAGGAUACAAUCCCCGCCAAUAACCAUCCCACAGGCUGGUAUCUACCUGAAUUCGCUCACCCGUGGGAAGUCCUGCACGACAAAACCGAGCUGGUCAUCGCCUCCCCCAAGGGUGGUGAGGCCCCCCUCGAUCCGGCCUCGGUCAAAGCCUCCGAAAACGACCCCGUCGCGACCAAGUUCCUCAACGAGCAGAAGAGUCUCUGGACCAAUACAGAAAAGCUGUCGGAUGUGUUGCCCAAGGUCUCGGAGUUUGAUGCCAUCUUCUACGUCGGCGGUCAUGGACCUAUGUUCGAUCUCCACAACGAUGAAACCUCCAUCGCCCUCAUCGAGGCCUUUUCCGAAGGCAGGAAGACCAUCGCCGCCGUGUGUCACGGUCCCGCCGCCCUGAUCAAGGCCAAGACGCGCUCGGGUGUCCCUCUGCUGUCGGCCGCGACAGUGACGGGCUUCUCCAACGCCGAGGAGGAUCAGGCGCAAAUGUCGUCCGUCAUGCCGUUCAUGCUGGAGGACGAGCUGCAGAAAGUCACAGGCCACCGGUACGUCAAGGCCGAUGAGCCGUGGGGGGAGAAAGUGGUCCUGUCCAAGACGGCGGGCACGGCGACCACGUUGAUUACGGGACAGAACCCGGCGAGUGCGACGGGCGUCGCGAAGGAGAUUCUGCGAGCGUUGGGACUGGCGUAG